AUGGCAAAUUCAACCAGAAAUGAAGACACCUCCAAUAUCACACAAUGGCGACAGGCUCGUGUCACUGAAAACCACAUAUUGUUAAUAUGCGAUGACGUGGGUAGAUUCUGGAUAGACCUAGGAACUAUCUUGAAGUUGCCACCAGCUGAGGUUGUUAAUAUUGAGGACGAAUUCAGAUAUAACCGUGACAGGGCGUGGAAAGUAAUGAAAAGGUGGCUACAAAUGAAGGGAAGAGAAGCAACUGUGGGAAUUCUCGCAGAUGCUCUUGAGCAGAUGAAGAUGAGAAAUGCCGUCGAAAAGCUGAUUGAAAAAGUAAAAGUGGAGGCUGGAUUGAACUCCGUUCGAGCUGCAAGCGGGAAGUUACGAAAGGACGUUGAACUUUUGAGGGUAGAAAUACAGAACGGGCAACGGAUGCAAGACGAAACACGGAAAGAAUACGAAGAAUUAAAUUGCGAAAUGCAAACAGCAACUGGAGAGGAAGGCCGAAAAAACAUGGAAACUAGGAUGCAACGCCUCGAGACAACAAUUGAACGGCUGGAAAGGCAAGAUCCACUACAAAAAUUGACUCGAUUGCUAGAAAUUUGCGGCAGGAUUGACGAGGGUCUACGUGAUGUACAGGAGAGCGUCAGAAAAGUCUCUGAAAACCAAAACGCGGCGGUUGGAAGGUCAUUCGAAGCCGAUAGGAAUACAUCAGAUGAACCUAUUGAGAGGCAACAAGAGGAAACUACAUCGGAAGAUACCAUUCAGAGAGACACAAUACGGAGGGAUUCGCAGAACCAAAGAGAAAGUGAACUCAUUAUAAAACCUUUGCUUGACGGAAAUGAAAUGGAACUCAAUGAUGUGGAAAAAGAAAGAGAUUCACUGAAAACCAAAUCUGGUCAACCAGACCAAACGAGCAAAAGUCAACUGGAGCGGAAAAGAAAGUUAAAAACAAAUAAUAAACAAGUUAAAGUGGAGAGAAACGAAGCCAUCGAACCAAAUAAAGUAAUGGUGGAACAGAUUCAAAAGCUUGAAGCGGAGAAAAAGGAGCUCGAAAUGACGUUAAAUGGUCAAACCGAUCUUAUGGCUGAAAAUGAAAAGCUGUCGACUCAAAUAGAAAGGCUGACAAAAGAAGCAAACAACUCUGAGUUUGAGUGCAAGCGGCUACAAGAGGAGCUCAAGACGUACAUAAAUUACCAAAGUCACGUUUUCUUACCAGCUGGAAAGGAAUUUGCCGGCAUAUGCACUGGUGUCAUCUGCUUCCUGAAACAAAGAUUAAAAGAUGCACCUUGCGCUGAAUUGAUUGCUUCCAGAUCUUCCGAUGGCCCUGGAGAUGGGGCUGACGUAUUAAACCAUAAGACAGGCACCGUCAGUGCGACAGAAGAAAAGAAAAAUUCGUGGUGGUCUAUUGAUCUGGGCUCAAGCCAUCGGCUUGUGAUUACACACUACGCUUUGAGGCACGGCAAAAGAGAAAAAGAGUCACUGCUAACCCAAUGGCAGCUGAAGGGAUCCAAUGAUGGGAAGCAAUGGGAAAACAUUGACACUAUUCGCGACAAGAAGGAUCCACAGUUCAAAGAUCCUUCCCUAUUUUGUACAGGCAAAUGGUCUGUCAAAGGGGAAAUAGGGCCUUUUCGUUAUUUUCGAAUUUUCCAGACAGGUGUUAAUUCCUCUGGCAAAUAUGGAAUAUACCUAUCUGGAAUUGAGCUGUAUGGAGUACUUCUAAACAUGUGUGAACUAACAGAAACAGAGGCUUUAUCCUAUAAAGUUUUCAUCAAGCAGCCGAAUGAAAAGUGAA
Pocillopora damicornis (cauliflower coral) is the source of this 1774-nucleotide messenger RNA. RefSeq lists its product as uncharacterized. The record is from RefSeq and is a predicted model, not a curated record. Gene Ontology annotation, biological process: signal transduction. NCBI's taxonomy places the organism in Eukaryota, Metazoa, Cnidaria, Anthozoa, Scleractinia, Pocilloporidae. Gene Ontology annotation, molecular function: protein binding.